AUGGUCGGCGAUAGUAGGCUCCCGCAGCCGCCGCGGAGUUCCUCCAAUCCGCAAGCAGCCAGAAACGCAUCGAUCACGGCGCAAAACGCAGCGCCAAACCCGAUCGCUGCGGCGGCGGCGGAGCUUCCGCCGCCCUCAUUUCACGUGGACGUGGCGAUUGCAGGCGGCGGACUCGUGGGGCUCGCGCUCGCCGCCGGCCUGCAGGCGCGCGGCAUUGAGGUGGCCGUUUUCGAGGCCGCGGCCGCUGCGCGGCGAUCGAACAACAGCACCGGCACGAUUCUCGGCAUAUUUCCCAACGGAUUCAAGGCGCUCGAAGGAUUGAAGCCAGGGCUCGGCGACGCUGUGAUUGCGAGCGGUUCAACGGUCGCGAAACUUACCGUUGCUGCUCCGGAAGGAGCUGAUAUUGUGGAGGAGGGUGGUGCGGUGCAGCAGCAGCGCGAGCUGGUGGUGGUUCGUGCGAAGAUUCUGGUCGCAGCGGAUGGCGUGCGAUCAGCUGUUAGCGCUGCUGACCCUGAUGGCAAGCUCAAAGCGGAGCUCGAACAAACACCCUUUGGUGGCUUUGGCAAGCCAGGUGUCAAGGACCGGUUGAUGUGCCAUGUCAGCAAGAACAUUGCAGACCCCUCAGCGCAUGACACCUGGCAUACCGUGCUCCAGGCGGUUACCACAACGGACCCUGGUAACAUUUACGAGCGGUGGAUGAUGGACCGGCCUCCUCCAAAGGAUUCUUGGAGCGACUCCAAGUGUGGUAACAGGGUUGUUCUUAUGGGGGAUGCUGCACAUGCCAUGCACCCCGAACUAGGGCAAGGGGCUCAAACUGCCUUUGAGGAUGCUCACCAGUUGUCCCUCUGCCUUGCUGAUAUAAAGGAUAGGCUUGCCGAGCCUGCUGCCGUGGCUGCUGCGGUUCGGGAGUACGAGGAUCGACGGAUCGAUAGGUGUGUGAGAAUCCAUACAUACGCCACUGCAGCACAUGGGUUUGGAGAGGAGGCGAAACUUGUGAAGGAUCUUUCUCCUACCGAGAAAAGGAAGCUGUUCAUGGAGUUUCAGAAGUGGAUCCUUGCAUACCCAGACAAGAUCAAGGGUGACCCUGAAUCCACCCACUUCAAGUGA
Closterium sp. Naga37s-1 is the source of this 1107-nucleotide messenger RNA. The record is from the annotation of a GenBank genome assembly. Lineage: Eukaryota; Viridiplantae; Streptophyta; Zygnematophyceae; Desmidiales; Closteriaceae.